This is a messenger RNA of Exophiala oligosperma, 2194 nucleotides long. RefSeq lists its product as uncharacterized. NCBI's taxonomy places the organism in Eukaryota, Fungi, Ascomycota, Eurotiomycetes, Chaetothyriales, Herpotrichiellaceae. The record is from RefSeq and is a predicted model, not a curated record. Bases 358 to 2028 code for a protein of 556 amino acids. The transcript has a single exon.
AACGCCUAAAGAAAUUACAAUAUUCUCUCCGCCGUUAUCCGGUCAGAUUCCGGUGCCGAGCUUGAUGCAUAUACAAGGGUUAUACUGAUCAGUGGAAGAUCUGCUCUGAUCAGGAAGGUGUUUGGUCAUAGCCGUCACAGGUAUCGAAAACUCACCAUUGAUAAGGUGGGCAUCUCCAUUGAACCAUUUCGUGAGGGCCUUUGACAUCGGACACCAUGAUCUGAUAAAUUUCAUCCCUGGCUCGAGGUGUUGAAGACGAGCAUGAAGGUAUAGAACAUCUGCGAGGGAUACUGAGACGAGAAGGUACCUUGAGAUAUUUUGGGCCACGAGUCUCGAAAGCAGAGGGGGGGAAACAAAAUGCAUAGUACCAACACCAUGCGACUGCUCAGCAUCCUCGCAUGCACAAUACCCUUCACUAUUUCACAGUCUCUGGCAUUUGAUGUCCGCGAGGCUACCAUACCAUCUCUGCACGCCUCAUUGUUCUCCGGCGUCACGACAUGCCGCGACAUCGUGAGCUCCUUCAUCGCUCGCGUUGAACGCUUCGAUCCCGACAUCAAUGCCAUCAUAACACUGAACCCAGACGCUCUGUCGAUUGCCGACUCGCUCGACGCAGCCUUGUCCAGCGGGAACGCCACGGGCUCACUGUUCUGCAUACCCAUACUGCUCAAGGACAACUACGACGCCACCCCGAUGCCAUCCACAGGAGGUUGCAUCGCCCUCAACUCGUCCACGCCGGCCCACGACGCACCCACCGUCGCGGCCUUCCGCGACGCCGGUGCCGUCAUCCUGGGCAAGUCAAACCUCCACGAACUCGCGUUGGAAGGGCUCUCCGUGUCCAGUCUCGGCGGCCAGACUCUGAACCCUUACGACCUUGGCCGCACGCCGGGCGGCAGUUCCGGAGGCACGGGCGCGGCCGUCGCCGCGUCGUUUGCCGUCUUCGGCACCGGCACCGACACUGUCAACUCCCUACGGUCCCCGGCGAGCGCAAACUCUUUGUUCUCGUUCCGUCCGACGAGGGGUCUGAUCUCGCGCGCGGGGGUCAUCCCCAUCUCCUACACCCAAGACACGGUCGGCGCCAUAGGUCGGUGCCUGUACGACAUCGCGGCGGCCCUGACCGUCAUGUCGAGCGUGGGCUACGACCCACGGGACAACGUGACCUCCGCGGCGCCUCCCUCGACCGUCGGGACGGACUACACGAGCUUUCUCACCUCGUUCCAAAACCUCACCGGCACUCGCAUCGGCGUGCUCGAAGGUUUCAUCGACCGGACCGACACCAACGAGACGACACCCGUCACCUCGGCCAUGUCCGCGGUGAUUGGCCUUUUGCAGUCUCAAGGCGCGACCGUCGUCAACAUCACCGACCCCAUCUACAACGCCACGGCCAUAUCGUCGGCGAUGGACGUACAGAGUUUCGAGUACCGCGAGGGUCUGACCUCCUACCUGUCCUCUCCGGACCUGGGGGGCACGCACCCUCCGAGCAUGCCCGAGUUGUACACGCCCAACCGCACCAGACCCGAAUUCCUCGUCAUCCCGAGUCAGUACGCUUACCUCGAGUCGAGUCUACGCUCGUCCACGGGCGACCCUGGCUACUUCAACAAACAAUCCCUCAUCGCCAACCUGACUCGCACCCUCCACUCGACCUUUCUGUCCGACGACCUCGACGCCGUCAUCUACCCGGAGCAAAAAAACCUCGUGGUCCCCGUGGGGUCCCCUUCGCAGUCCGGCCGGAACGGUAUCCUGGCCGCCCUCACGGGUAGCCCCGUCGUCACCAUCCCGAUCGGUUUCUCUCCCGCCACGGACUCCGCCCCCGUCGGGAUCCCCAUCGGCAUGGAACUGCUCGGUCUCCCAUUCGCCGAGGGGACACUACUCAAGCUGGCCAAAAGUAUCGACGAUCGACUCCACGCCCGCAAGGUGCCCGUCACCAACGGCUUGAAUGAGACCGUCGAAGUCACCACCACCUACACCCGAGUCCCGAAAGUGAAAUCUCUUCACAACAUACCGACCCAGUAUCCGCUCGGUGUUUAUUAAAUGAGUAAAGUGUGGAUUCCAACACGAUAUACCCAUCACCCACGUGCUUGUUAUAUAACUCCUCAAAAAAGUAUCCAAAACAUGACAGUGUCUGGGUGAUGAACUGAUCUGAGACGAACCCAAGUCUUGGAAACCAUAGCUAUGGGAGCCCCUUCCCCUCGGCGCG